Chionomys nivalis (European snow vole) is the source of this 2178-nucleotide messenger RNA. RefSeq names its product melanocortin 2 receptor accessory protein 2 (gene Mrap2). Gene Ontology annotation, molecular function: type 5 melanocortin receptor binding; corticotropin hormone receptor binding; signaling receptor regulator activity. Gene Ontology annotation, biological process: protein localization to plasma membrane; regulation of adenylate cyclase-activating G protein-coupled receptor signaling pathway. Lineage: Eukaryota; Metazoa; Chordata; Mammalia; Rodentia; Cricetidae. The transcript is spliced from 5 exons. The record is from RefSeq and is a predicted model, not a curated record. Gene Ontology annotation, cellular component: plasma membrane; endoplasmic reticulum. Bases 387 to 1007 code for a protein of 206 amino acids.
CGAAGCCUGUCCUGCUGCUGAAAUCAGAUCUUCCGGCCCGAGGGAGUCAGGAAAUCAUAGAUACAGCUCCUAGUGCUGGGCUGAGCAUUCAGUUGGCUCAUUGAGCAUCUCAACCAGACCACACCCUCUCUCGCAGGGGACUGAGGAAGGCCUUCUGAGAACAAGUGCGACAGAAAACUGUUCUGAAGCUUCGGUUUCCACGGUGCUUUAGAAGACAUGGAGCACCGGAUAUUGUACUCGAUUUAAUCUGGCAACGAUGAAGCAAUCGGGGCUGUUCUGAGAGCGAAAGAAGCUUGGAGAAAAGUGCCCCCGUCGCCCCAGGGAAGACAGAGGAACUGCCACACACAAAUUAAUCCUUAAGUACUGCCCUCUUCCCAAGGGUGGAGAUGUCUGCCCAGAGGUUGACUUCUAACAGAACAUCCCUGCAGUCAGCUUCUAAUUCUGACUACACCUGGGAGUAUGAGUACUAUGAGAUUGGACCAGUUUCCUUUGAAGGACUGAAGGCUCAUAAAUAUUCCAUUGUGAUCGGAUUCUGGGUUGGUCUCGCCGUUUUUGUGAUUUUCAUGUUUUUUGUGCUGACUUUGCUGACGAAGACAGGCGCUCCACACCAAGACAAUGCAGAGUCGUCAGAGAAGAGGUUCAGAAUGAACAGCUUCGUGUCAGACUUUGGAAAGCCACCGGAGUCAGAUAAGGUGUUUUCUCGUCAGGGCAAUGAGGAGUCCAGGUCUCUCUUCCACUGUUAUAUCAACGAAGUGGAACACUUGGGCAGGGUGAAAGUCUGCCACCAGACAACAGCCAUCGACAGUGAUGUCCACCUCCAGGAAGCCAUCCGAAGCGGUGCGGGAGCUGAGGAGCAGCUGAGCAGGUUUAUGAAGUUUGACAUCCCCAACUUCGUAAACACGGACCAGAACUCCUCCUUUGGGGAAGAUGACCUUCUGAUUUCGGAACCACCUGUUCUUCUAGAAAAUAAGCCGGUUUCCCAGACCUCACGGGUAGACCUGGGCUGAGAAAUGGCGCUUUCCUGAGGAUGUGUUCUGUCUCUGUAUAGCAAGAAACCCCCACCCACUCCACACCCUGCCCUCCCGCCCGUGUGUGUGUGUGUGUGUGUGUGUGUGUGUGUGUGUGUGUGUGUAGAGGGGAGAGAAGAUAAUAUUUAAAGUUUAAGGCUUAGGCUAGGGCUGGGACUUAGUGAUAGCAAUGUAGAGUUUGGAGAUGGAAGACACUAUGUUUUUUGGAGGAUGGUGGUGACUUUGUUUUUUUCUUCUUGGAUUAAAAACACACAGUAUUAAAGUUUCUGUAUUGAAACUAUUGGCCACAUAUGCAGUCGAGCUCCUCUAGGUGAGGGUUAGACCACUGCAUUCUCAUCUAGCCCUUUGCCACCGUUCUUUGCCUGUGACAAACUGCUUUGCCUCUCUUUAAAGGACUGCCGUGGCUUUAAAGGUCAGGUGGCAUGUCUGCGGUAGCUGAACCAUCCCAGCUCUAGUAUUUUGUGACUUUCAGACUUAGCAUCCAACACGAGCUAAUGUAUAUAUAAGCAGUAGAAAAUAGAACACGGCAUCCUGGCUCUGAUGGCAGGCUCGCCAGGUCUUGGUACCCUCCCUCCACCCGGUCCUUCACUAAGUCAUAUUUUAGUUGGGGAACCUUGACCAGGAUGCCAGGAGACUCACACACACUGUGACAGUGUUUCUGCGGGGUUACGCUGAGGCAGUUUACCUGAGGAACUCCAUCUGUAUCUGCUUUAAAUCUGGGACAGCUCUGGCCCCAUGAAUGCCAGCCUAAAGUAUUUCACAAGCAUUUCAGCUCUAAAAAAAUGGUAGGGCAGAUUGUUAUUUGACUGAUGCGAGUCUCUUCUGGCUGUCCCUGUGGUUACGCUGCUGGAUUGUUUCGCUUCAGAACAAGACACUGUAUGCCAUGUGGUCUGUCUGCUUGGCAGGCGUGUAGGUGUUGACUGCCUGGCAUGGAACUGAGAUGGCCAGUGGGUUGUGUGUACAUUAACAGUUGUUCAGGGUGGGGGAGCAACAUGAUGUUCAUUUCACAAAGAAAUCCACCCUACUUUGCUGGUGUCGAAAACAACUCAGUUCUGCACAGUGAGUUGUAUGCAUGGCCAGCUGCUAAUCUUUGGGUGGUAUCGUCUUUACGUCCACCAUUUGUCUCGCUUCAGUUGCAAAAUAAAUGCAC